CUUCAAACAGAGUCUGACAAUGAAGUCAUUCCACUUGCAAAGGAAACUGAACCCCAGAGAAGAGAACCAACAAAUGCUUCAGACCGACAACAGACCUGUGUGCAAGACAUCCAUGCUGUGGUGAGAGAGAUGAGCAUCGCCUUGGCUGAACAGAGAGUGGAGAUAAGGCACUUACAGCGAGAGAAUGAAGCACAGGCAGCUAAGCUGAGAGAGCUGGAGCUGCAGAAGACUGAGGUGGACAAGCUGAAGCAACAGCUACAAGCACAAACAGCAGAGCUGAUCACCAUUAAAGCCAGAACAAAUGUCACAGAAAACCAGGUGGAGGCUCUAAAGAAAGAUGAACAAGUCAAACAGGUGGCUUUCUCAGCCUCUCUGUUGGCUUCAGGAUCAGGAACUCUUGGACCAUUUAACACACACACUCCUCUGGUCUUCAGGCAUGUCCCCACAAACAUUGGGAAUGCCUACAACCCAAACACAGGUUUUUUCAUUGCACCAGUGAGAGGAGCCUACCACUUUGAGUUCUACAUAGGUGCACAUGGACAUGCUUCACAUCCUUCAGGUGCUGUGUUGGUAAAGAAUGGAGAGCAUAUUUUUAUUGCAUAUGAGCACCAGCCGUCCCAUUAUGCGAGUACUUCUAACGGAGUCACCCUGCUUCUAGAGGUCGGAGAUGUUGUGUUUUUGCGUCUGUGGCACAACACAAGGAUAUUUGACAAUGAAAAUCACCAUAGCACCUUCAGCGGACAUCUGCUUUUCACCAUUUGAGCAGGAAAUUAGUCGGGUUUUUUUAACCUGAAUCUGUAAAAACAUUUGUAAAAAGUAAAUUUACAAUAUGUAUCCUGUGUAUGAAAACUGGAUGACA
Larimichthys crocea (large yellow croaker) is the source of this 859-nucleotide messenger RNA. Its product is annotated as complement C1q-like protein 2. The transcript is spliced from 5 exons. Bases 130 to 762 code for a protein of 210 amino acids. The record is from RefSeq and is a predicted model, not a curated record. Lineage: Eukaryota; Metazoa; Chordata; Actinopteri; Sciaenidae. Gene Ontology annotation, molecular function: protein binding.